This is a messenger RNA of Sinocyclocheilus anshuiensis, 2533 nucleotides long. Its product is annotated as carbohydrate sulfotransferase 15-like. The transcript is spliced from 8 exons. NCBI's taxonomy places the organism in Eukaryota, Metazoa, Chordata, Actinopteri, Cypriniformes, Cyprinidae. The record is from RefSeq and is a predicted model, not a curated record. Bases 563 to 2119 code for a protein of 518 amino acids. Gene Ontology annotation, molecular function: N-acetylgalactosamine 4-sulfate 6-O-sulfotransferase activity. Gene Ontology annotation, biological process: hexose biosynthetic process.
GGUUGAAUACAGUCAGAAAGGCUUUCAUCAACUCGGUCGCUCAGAAAGUUCUCUGUAUCGCGGUCCGCUUUACCGUCAUCAAACGCAAACACACGCGUUCACUGGAAUAUUAAAACUGGACAAGUUGUCAAGGAACAGACCUUUCUGUUAUCUGAGCUGCUGUUGGGGCACUUGUGACCUUGACAACCAAAUCUGCACUGUGUUUGUGCUGGUGCGCUGUCAAGCCCGCUGCCACUGUGUCAUUUGUGGCAGCUAAAUUGAAGGAGUGCUCUAAUCAUCUCCCACACGUCUUGCCCCUCGCCACGCGUGCGGGAAGCCCCGGGCGGCCAGCCCGCUCAUUCCGCUGUCUGUCUUCCUGCCCACAAACAUCCCAUCAUCAACAAUGACCUGAAGCCACACGGCAUCUGCUGUAUGAAAGAUGUUGAUUUUAUUGGCAAAACACGGCUCCUUUGGGUUAUGGUCCACUUCGUGUGAGCAGUAUGAUGAAGACCACAAACUAUAACUCACAUCGAUGGGAUUCUCUUCAUAUGUGAAGAAAACACAGCUAACAUAACACACAAAAAUGGACCACAGGCAUGGGUUUCUCAAUGGCCUGGAUGAAAAAAAGCCUGCGUUUUUGCACCCCAGCAACAGGUGGACGGGUGUAUUGACUGUCAUAGAGAACAACAGAGCACAACAUCAAACAUGGGGCCUGUGGACACUCGGGUCUGUACGGAAAAUCAAAAUCUUAAGCUUCCUUUUCGGACUUAUGGUCACCGUUCUCAUCAUGGCAUCCUACAUCUUGACGAGGGACCAGAAAGGGCUCUUUUUAACGCCAUCACCAUAUCACCUUACUGUGGAGUCUCAUCCGGCUCAGCUGCCCCUUAAUCUGUCCUUCGCUACAGACUACACAGUUGUGAGAGAGGUGGUGAGGAGCAUUGUGGCCAGAGUGGAUUUCAGUCAGAGAAGAGUGCCUGACCUGAGAGAAGUGAGAGAGAAAGAGCCAAACAUAUUCUCUGCAAUUCCUCUCAAAUUCCUUCCCCAUCUCAAGAACCCCUGUUGGUAUGAAGAAUUCUUUGGGAAUGUCACAGCUGAUCCGUAUGGGAAAAACCUGUAUGCUCUUUAUUCAAAGCGCUUCCAAGCAGUAUAUGACCACCUGCGCAGAGCGUUUCCGGCUCACCUGCAUCAGCACACAGGUAGACAGUAUCGCCUGCGCUGCCUGCCCUUCUUUUACAUCAUCGGCCAGCCCAAGUGUGGCACCACGGAUCUCUACGACCGGUUACAGCUACAUCCAGAGGUCCAUUUCACCACUAUGAAGGAGCCACACUGGUGGACACGAAAGAGAUUUGGUAUCAUCAGGUUGAGUAAUGGUUUUCAUAACCCCUAUCCACUGAAUGACUACCUGGACCUUUUUGACCAAGCAGCCAAUCAGAUUCAAGAUCACUUGACAAGCAACUCCUCCAAAACCCACAAAAAAGUGGACAUCAUAAUUGGUGAGGCGAGUGCAUCCACAAUGUGGGACAAUAAUGCUUGGGUUUAUUUCUACGACAACGGAACGAAAGUGGAGCCACCUUUUCUGGUGCAAGACUUCAUUCAUGCUGUCCAACCAGAUGCCAGAUUCAUUGUGAUGCUCAGAGACCCAGUAGAAAGGCUUUACUCAGACUAUCUGUACUUUGGCAUGGCUAAUAAAUCUGUGGAGGAUUUUCAUGAACGAGUAUCAGAGUCGUUGCACCUGUUUGAGGGCUGCUUGGCUGAGAGGUCCAUCCGUUCCUGCAUUUACAAUACCACUCUCAACAACCUGAUGCCUGUGAGGCUUCAGGUGGGACUAUAUGUCAUAUACCUGCUUGACUGGCUGAGUGUUUACAGUAGAGAGCAGAUACUCAUCCUACGACUUGAGGAUCAUGCUGCCAACCGAAAAAUCACUAUGCGGAGAGUCUUUGAAUUUCUAAAGUUGGGACCUCUUACUCUGCAGAAGGAAGCAGACAUCACAAAGAGCCCCGCCUCCAACACCAGACGACCAGCCAAUCGAAAUCUUGGCCCAAUGCUGCCGAUAACCAAGGAGAUCCUGCAGAGCUUCUACGAGCCUUUUAACCAGCGCCUGGCUCGAGUGUUAAGGGACCCUGCCUUCUUGUGGAUGUAGCACUGAGGGAGAGGGAAUGAACAGACAUGUAUUAUUGCAAUAGAAAAAAGUGACACAGAUUAAACUCAAAUUUAAAACUAAAUUAGAUUUGUUAGGCCAAUGCUGGGUGGCUGGUAUCACCUUUGGCCAGAAUUCAAAUAAAAAAAAAUAUUUUAAAUUCUAGUCAAUUAUAUAGUGUUACCACUGACUUUAUUUUUAUUAUUUUAUUUUCCUUGGUUAUUUGGUGCAGGACACGUUCAUUAUUGCACUUUGAUACUGUGAGAGUAUUUGGUCAGGAUUACCGCUGAGAAAUUAACAGACAAUUUAUUUAAUGUAUUUGUUAUAAGGCCUUGGAAGCCACAGUGUUUCUACAGAAUGAAAGGAUACAGAAAAGGUAGUGAUCAAAAAUUAAUAUACACUCAACAAAUGACGACA